Molecule: messenger RNA, 2202 nt
Organism: Trichoderma harzianum CBS 226.95
Lineage: Eukaryota; Fungi; Ascomycota; Sordariomycetes; Hypocreales; Hypocreaceae
Exons: 1
Coding region: 1-2139 (712 amino acids)
Source: RefSeq, a predicted model, not a curated record
AUGAAAUUUCUCUACAACGAUACGCGCACAUCACAGCUAUUACAUGGAUGGUAUAGUAAAGCUGUACACGUUGAAGCAAAUUUCUUCUUCCAUUACCGCGGUAAUCUCAUUCAAAAGUCAUUUGAGGGUCUGCUCCGUAGCAUUCUCAGCCAAGUAUUAGAGCAAGCCCCCGAUAGCCUUUCAUUAAUUCAAGCGAUAAUAAAACACGCCUCUCAGAACGUCGCAACAAUACGAGCAUUAGCCACUCAAAAGAAGACUGAACGAGUUGGAAGCUUCAUAGAUGGACACCACGACCGCGAAAAUACUCAAUAUUUGACCGGAGACGACAUUUGGACGCUCCAAAAUCUGAAGAAAGCCCUACAUCGAGUCAGAGAUCAACAAUCAAUGGAUCUAGAUCUAUGCAUUUUCAUUGACGCGCUUGAUGAACACGACGGGCCGCCAGAAUUUAUUGCAGAGUUCCUGAAGGACAUAACAAAGCCACGAAACAGUCGCACACGUAUCAAGAUUCUCUUUUCCAGCCGACCAUGGGAUGCCUUCAAGGACGCGUUUCCCAAUUGCCCUGGUUUUCAGAUUCAUGAGCAUACCGACAAUGAUAUCCGCGAACUUUGCACCCAUGUCAUAAACAAUGAAUGCCCUGGCUCACAAGAACUUUUCCAAUUGGUGGAAGAGAUUGUGAAGCGAGCCAAGGGUGUUUUCUUAUGGGUUAAGUUGGUGUUGCAAGACUUGUCCAAGACUGCAGCAGCUGCUCUACCGGGUAGCAGCAGUGAAGCUCUAUCCAGCGAACUACGGAUCGCUUUGCAAAAUCUUCCCGAGGACUUAGUUGAGUACUACAGCACCAUAGUGGAACGGAUACCUCAAUCUUUCCGCCGCGAGGCAUUUUGUUUACUUGAAGUUGUUGCUAAAGGAGAUGAGAUUUAUCUUGCCGAUGUGCCAAAAAUUCUUUGCUGCUUGAACUUCACACGCUUUUCCGAGCUGCGCCAAAUUCUUGAGAACCAGGAUGAACGCACCCCUGAGCAUUGGGCUACUUUGUUGAGAACUUAUACUGGCGGGCUUAUUGGAAUCCAUAAGCCACAUAAACUUCAGUUACUGCACCAGACGACUGUAGAUUUUGUUCAACUGCCAGAGUUCAAAAAUAUUGUUCUGCGGUCAGGCACGCAUGCUAUCAGCGAUAACGGGCACACUUUUCUCGUAAAGCUUACCCUUCUCAAAAUUCCUGGAGAGGAAAAUGGGAGUUACGGACGAAGAUAUGAACUUUGGCGCCAUGCCAAGUGUUCCGAAGAAACGACUGGGAGGAGCUUGUAUUCGUUUUUUUCGGACGGCCCCAUAUUUCAAUCUCUUGACCUUUAUUCAAAGUGUAACCCGCAAAGACUUUCACCCUCCAAUUCGGACUCGGGAUCUCCACUUCAAUUGGCUUUCCAGGCUCAUCCUCGCCUCUUUAUCGAGGACGCUGUACAAUCUGAUCCAUCAAUCAUGUCCAGAUCCAUGGAUUAUUGCGCACUAUUCGUUUUUGAUGCAAUAUCUCAUGGCCAAGUUACCCAUGAAGAGGCUGUGCAGAUGAUCGACUUUUUAACUGCUCAUGAUUUCCCUUUCGAAAAUCAUGCUGACUGCUUAGCUGACGCUCUCCUCUGGUUACGGACCGAAAUGCGGACUCAUCAAUUCUCCAAUGCUUUAUCUCUUUUAUGUCUCGAUAUUAUCAAAAGAUUUAAAAAUCUAGAAAUGGCCGUGCAAAUUCCUGCUUGGGGCAUCCGUAAGAGUUCACCUAGUAUUAUGGUGCCAAACACAGCAUAUCUUAUUCAUUUCUGUUCUCACAGCAUGACUAAAUACCUUAUUCAAAGAAAAAUAAAUACGAAUAUGAUGGAUUCACUUGGACACACGCCGCUGGAUUGUUAUGCUAUGCAGAUAUACUACUACUAUAAUCUGUCUAUCGAGAAGCAAGCACAUCAAGUAAUGACACUUCUUGCUCAGAAUGGAGGUCGCCUGAAUAAAUGUACUGCAAAAGAUUGGGAAGCAAUUAUGAGAAGAUUCCAAGAGUCGAGUUUUGAUGUGUCACUAUUCGAGCGUUUAAGAUUUCCUAAAUGGAUCAAUACACCAGCAGAAGGAGGAUUUUUCAGACCAGUUAUACGCAAAAUCCGCCAAUAGGUGGAACAAAAUGUAUACAACGAAAUAAUGAGCUGCAAUUAUUAAUUUCCUCGCUAUGUUGGA